AUGGUGAACUUACAGAGACAAAGGAAGAAGAUAGAGGAGAAGCACGAGUUGGAGGAGGAAAUUGGCGGCUCUGAGAAUGUAAGGACUCCCAAUUACUUGGUGGAAGUUUCUGAUAUAUCAUAUAUCAUUCUUUUUGUGCAGCAAAGGAUAGUUCUGAAGAUUGAUAUGAGCGAGAAUGAGAAAGCAAUAAAGAAAGCUAUGAAACUCGCGUCAGGAGCAUCAGGUGUGAGAUCUGUCGGGAUUCAGGGACAGAACGAUCAGUUGGUUGUUGUGGGAGCGGGAAUUGACACGGCCGAGCUAACACGUCUGCUCCGGAAGAAAGUUUGUCCCACCACGUCCAUCGUCACCGUUCAGGCAGCACCGCCUCCACGGCCCCAGCAGCAGCAGCAGCAACCGCAGUUUCAUCUAAUGGAACAUCACAACGAGAUGGCUCCGGCUAGAAGAUGCAUAUGCGAGAUACCGAAUUCGGGUUUCUGCGGGUUUUGUAGACUACCCCCUUACCAGAUGGUAGCUCUGCCAUAUCCAGCUCCCGUGGUCUACCGUGAAGAAUCUGAUGGUUGCAGAAUCAUGUGAUGUGAAGCUUUCAACUUUGAGUUGAUGAUAUUUGUUUGAGUUUCUUUUUGUUUAUACAAGUUAAGACAUUUUAAAAUUCGUGGUGCUGUAAAUAUUGUGACAUGUGACAAUGGGACUAAAAAAAGAUUCAUUAAACCGCAGAAAAAAAGAAAGUAAAAUGUAAUGUUUCAUGAUCGAACUAUACUCAAACAAACUAU
Molecule: messenger RNA, 770 nt
Organism: Brassica rapa (field mustard)
Lineage: Eukaryota; Viridiplantae; Streptophyta; Magnoliopsida; Brassicales; Brassicaceae
Product: heavy metal-associated isoprenylated plant protein 41
Source: RefSeq, a predicted model, not a curated record